GUACGGUUAUCAUCCCGGUUGCUUGAUCAUGGUCUGGUGUAUCCGUAAUUUACAGUCAAUUGAUUCAUCAUACUACCUGGUACUCGUACCGUCUUGAAGUUACAAACAGCAAUCGGCCUGCACCUUACCCGAUAAGUUAGCGCUGAUUGGAGAAGCGAUAAGCUUAUCGGCUUACCUUCGUAUCCACAGCAGUUAUUGAUCGCCCGCGCGUCCUCUUCCGCAUUGCUCCUGCAAAUUGAACGCAACCCAUCGCCAACAUUCUUGGCUCGUCUCCCGCCGCUUCAACGACAACAAACCAACAAUGGCAAUGGCAGACCAAGACCUCAUCACCUACGCUCAGGAUGCGGCCAGUAGAGGGGAAGACCUGUUCGCCCUGCUCGCCACAGACGCGACCGCCUCGGAAUCCGACAUCCGCAGGGCCUUCCGCCGCAAGGCCCUGACGGCGCACCCGGACAAGGCCGGCGACGCCUACGAUCCCGCCCUGUACGAGCGGCUGGAGCGCGCGCGCGAUGUGCUGCUCAACCCGGCGGCCCGCGAGGCCUACGAUAGCGGGAUGCGCGCCGUCCUGCAAAAGAAGAUGCAGCUGGAGCAGAUGUCCGCCAAGAGACGGCAGCUCGUCGAGGACCUCGAGCGGAGGGAGGAGGAAGCCAGGCGCGCCAGACAGCAACCAAAGCCUCAGGCAUAUGACCCAGAGAGGGCAGCCAUGGCAGCGAGGGGCAAGGCAAAGUGGGAGGAGAUGGUGCGGCAGAGGAAGGAGGCCGAGGUGCGGGAGGAACUGGCAAGGCAGGAGCGGUUGGCGGCGAGGAAGAAGAAGGAGGCGGGUGCCGCGGAUGCUGCGGCGGGAGACGAGCCAUCUGUCGCCUUUGCGAGCGAGCCAACCACAAAUAUCCCUGACGAUGGCCAGCGCGCCCCGCCUGCACCAACAACAACUGACGACCUCGACGAGCGGAUAGCCGAGCUGGAGAAACAACUCGAGGAGAAACGACGCAACAAGGCGGAGAAGGAGCGGCGUAAAGCCGAAAGGAAAGCGGAGAGAAAGGGGAAGACGAAGACCGAGAGGUCCACGUCGCCCGAACCUCUGGGGAAAUGGGACUCGAAGACUUCACCAUCACAAUCUCCUCCUCCUCUUCCUUCUCAUGCCACUGGAGAAUCACAGGCUGACGAAGACAAGGCCAAGCCCGUCGAACCCACCCCAUCUGCGGCGCCUCCAUCUGUCGACGGCGCCCGCCAACCAAGCGACCGCUUCGCGUCAAUGUUCGCCAGGUUGCGGGAGGCUCAGGCGAAGAAAGACGAGGUAAAAAGGAAGAAAGCCGAAGAGGAGGCGCGGGCAGCAGCAGGCGUUUCCGCUACGUAGACUCCUUUCGUCAAGGUUAUGUUAUGUACUAUUGUCGUGAUACACCCUACCGAUACGUGCCUAAUAGAACUAAGUGUCCGAUGCCAUAAGAGCCUCACAGACUAGUGUGUUUGGCUCUGCAUAGGAGACGGGCUGUGAUUGAGUUAUGAGAGAUACAUCUGAAGACCCUAGACAACGGUGCUAUAAAUAUAGGACUACCUAUGCAAGCGCCCGCGAUCCCGACGUCUUUCCGGAUGGGGACAGGUGAUGGGACAUAGCAGAUACAAAAGAUGGGAUACAAAAAGCUCACCACCAAGCUCCCCAUCGCUUUUCUCUCUCUCUCUCUCUC
Molecule: messenger RNA, 1682 nt
Organism: Chaetomium strumarium
Lineage: Eukaryota; Fungi; Ascomycota; Sordariomycetes; Sordariales; Chaetomiaceae
Exons: 1
Coding region: 302-1354 (350 amino acids)
Biological process (GO): spliceosomal complex disassembly
Cellular component (GO): spliceosomal complex
Source: RefSeq, a predicted model, not a curated record